AUGGCAUCCCUUUCUCCGGCAGUAGCAUCUUUUCUGUCCUGGAGUGUUUUCGUGCUUUUUGCACAUAAUGUAAAUGCCGAAAACAGAAUCACCUCCUCCAUAUGGAGGGGCCACCGUUCUCCAAUUUCACAGCCCAAGCAUCACAGGCCACGUUUCAGUCCUGGCCCUUGGAAAAGCGCUCAUGCUACUUUCUAUGGAGGCGCUGAUGGCUCAGGAACAAUGGGAGGAGCGUGUGGUUAUGGGGAUCUCAAACAAGAAGGUUACGGCUUGGAGACAGCUGCAUUGAGCCAAGCUUUGUUCAACAAUGGCCAAACAUGCGGGGCCUGUUACGAAAUAAAAUGUGUCAACGACAACCAGUGGUGUAAACCUGGGCAGCCUUCGCUCUUUGUUACCGCUACCAAUAAUUGCCCACCAAAUUAUGCCUUAUCCAGCGAUAACGGAGGAUGGUGCAACCCACCGCGCGAGCAUUUUGAUCUGGCACAGCCGGCGUUUCUUCAGAUUGCUGAAUACCAAGCGGGCAUUGUCCCUGUUCAAUAUCGGAGGGUUCCGUGCGCUAAGAAGGGGGGAAUUCGAUUCACGAUUACAGGGAAUCCUUACUUCACCCUUGUUUUGGUAUGGAAUGUUGGAGGAGCUGGAGAUGUUACGAGCGUACAGGUGAAGGGCGACAACAAUGUAAAAUGGACUCCAAUGCAGCGAAAUUGGGGUCAGAAAUGGCAAAAUUGGCAAUUCGGUCAAACAUUCGAAGGCAAGAACUUCAGGUAG
Coffea eugenioides is the source of this 762-nucleotide messenger RNA. Its product is annotated as expansin-A9-like. The record is from RefSeq and is a predicted model, not a curated record. Lineage: Eukaryota; Viridiplantae; Streptophyta; Magnoliopsida; Gentianales; Rubiaceae. Gene Ontology annotation, biological process: plant-type cell wall organization. The transcript has 4 exons. Bases 1 to 762 code for a protein of 253 amino acids. Gene Ontology annotation, cellular component: extracellular region.